AUGUGGUUUUCAAAAAUUCAAUGGGGACGAGCUGUAUUUCCUAUUACAAAUGAUGAUUCGGCACGUAUAUUUCACAUCUCUUGUUUUACAAUUUGUGUUAAAUUCAUGACAGUUGUCAGUUGCAUUUUGGAAUUUUUAUGGAUCAUAUUUAUACGUAAAUUGUUGAAAUAUGAAUCGGGCCUCAAUGAUUUUCUUAUCUAUUAUUCUAGUCAUCAUAAGAAUAUUGAAAUGGAAAUUACUUCUCAAAAUAGAAAAUAUCUUUUCAGAUUAAUAACAAUUGCCGAUUAUUUAUCGAUUGAAUCGGCAAUCAUAUUCGGUUUGGCUAUCACAUAUUGGAUGUUAAGAAUUAUUUAUGAAUUAUUCAUAUUAUUCAAUAACGAUCAAAUUUCUACCGUGGUUCUCUUGUUUUCGAUUCAAAUGAUUAUAAUAGAAUACAUACAUUGUUUGUUCUUAAUUUCAUUGAUUUUGAUGCCAUUCAAAGCAUUGAUCAUAGUAGUUGAACUUAUUAUCGAUCAAAUUAAACAAUUUUUCUUGGCAAUACGAUCAUUAUUCGAUCUUCGAUUAUCGAAUACAAUGAAAAUGCAAAUCGUUUGGCAUAGUUUCCAAAAAAAAUACAACCGUAUUUUCAAUCAUAUUGCAAAAUUGAAUGCUGAUCUCAAAAUGGUUUUGUUGGCCAUGGAAACCAUAUCAAAGGCAUCGAUUAUUUUCUCCACUAUAUUCUACAGUCAAGGAGUUACCGAAACUAUACAUGGUUCGAUAUUCGUCGUAUGUCUUAUAUCUAUAUUUUGUCUGGCCACCGGUGUCUAUGCCCGAUUAUCGAUAUUUCCUUCAUUUAAUCAACAAUGUUGUAAACGAUUAUUGGGAUGGAAUGUUCGAAUAUCACAAUUACAUUCUCGAAUAAAUGAUGAUAAUAAUAAUAAUCGACGAAUAAAUAAACAUCAACAUAUACAAUUUAAUAAAUUAAUUCCUCCAAAAAAUUGUAAUCGUAAAUCUUUGUUUCUAUUUACUAUCCGGCAACAAAUCAAAAUAAAUCUGUUUAUGCAAACAAUGGCAAAAAAUCGUUUUGGUUUCAAUUGUGGCCAGAUAUUUUUUAUCGACAAAUUUAAAUAUGUUGAAUUAAUGCUGAUGAACAUACCAUUUACAAUUAUGUUUUAUGAGAAAAUUUGUCUUGAUAUUAAUAACCGGAUUGAUAACAACAAUUAA
This is a messenger RNA of Dermatophagoides farinae (American house dust mite), 1203 nucleotides long. NCBI's taxonomy places the organism in Eukaryota, Metazoa, Arthropoda, Arachnida, Sarcoptiformes, Pyroglyphidae. The record is from RefSeq and is a predicted model, not a curated record.